Molecule: messenger RNA, 726 nt
Organism: Gossypium raimondii (Peruvian cotton)
Lineage: Eukaryota; Viridiplantae; Streptophyta; Magnoliopsida; Malvales; Malvaceae
Product: chloroplast envelope quinone oxidoreductase homolog
Molecular function (GO): oxidoreductase activity
Source: RefSeq, a predicted model, not a curated record
AUCCCAACUCCAAAUCAAGGUGAAGUUUUGGUUAAAUUGGAGGCAAUUAGUCUAAAUCCAAUAGAGAAAGGGAUAUGGUGCCCAUUUUCACCAAAAUAUUUCCCCUACAUACCAGCUACUGAUGUAGCCGGAGAAGUCAUAAAGGUCGGACCGAGAGUCACAAAUUACAAAACCGGGGACAAAGUUGAUGCUAUGCUUAAUCAUCCUACUGGAGGCGGACUAGCUGAAUAUGCUGUGGCUAAGGACAACUUGAUAGUUUUAAGGCCACCGGAAGUAUCAGCAGCCGAAGGUGCAAGUUUGCCCGUUGCCGGUCUCGCAGCUCUCCAGUCAGUUACUGAGUCAGCCAGGGUCAAGCUCGACGGAACUGGCCGGCAUGUAAACCUCUUGAUUACUACUGCUUCAGGUGGUGUAGGUCAAUAUGCAGUUCAACUAGCAAAGCUUGGAAACACACAUGUGACAGCCACUUGUGGUGCUCAUAAUUUGGAUUUAGUCAAGAGCCUCGGAGCAGAUGAGGUUCUUGACUACAAAACUCCCGAUGGGGUGGCUCGUAAAUACGAUGUCGUAAUCCAUUGUGAGAUGGACAUUCCUGGGUCUACAUUUGAGCCUAAUUUGAGUACAAACGGGAAGGUAAUCGAUUCGAAGCCCGUUAAGGCUGAAGAAGCAUGGGCUAAGAUCAGUGAUGGUCAUGCCACUGGUAAGAUUAUUGUGGAGCCUUCAGUUUUAUGA